Molecule: messenger RNA, 783 nt
Organism: Epinephelus moara (kelp grouper)
Lineage: Eukaryota; Metazoa; Chordata; Actinopteri; Perciformes; Serranidae
Gene: cldn11b
Product: claudin 11b
Exons: 3
Coding region: 1-651 (216 amino acids)
Biological process (GO): cell adhesion; bicellular tight junction assembly
Cellular component (GO): plasma membrane; bicellular tight junction
Molecular function (GO): structural molecule activity
Source: RefSeq, a predicted model, not a curated record
AUGGCGCACAUGUGCAGGCAGAUCACCGGCAGCGCAGCGAGCUGUGCGGGCUGGGUCGGAAUCAUCGUCGCCACGGCCACCAACGACUGGGUCCGGACUUGCGACUACACGGUGGCCACCUGCGUCCGUAUGGACGAGCUGGGCUCCCGGGGACUCUGGGCAGAGUGCGUCAUCUCUCCGGCGCUUUAUCACUGCGUGGCCCUCAACCAGAUCCUCACCCUGCCAGCCUACGUCCAAACGUCUCGUGCCCUGAUGAUCUGCGCAUGUCUCCUCGGUCUCCCCGCGAUGCUGCUGGUGCUCAUGUCGAUGCCCUGCGUGCGGCUGCAGAAUGACAACUCUGCCGUCAAGCAGCGACGCGCCCGGGUGGGAGGCAUCCUCUUCAUCAUCAUGGCUGUGUUUGGCAUCAUAUCGACUGUCUGGUUUCCCAUCGGUGCUCACCAAGAUGAGGGUCUGAUGUCAUUUGGCUUCUCUCUAUACGCCGGCUGGGUUGGCACUGCUCUCUGUCUCCUGGGCGGGUCAAUUAUCUUGUGUUGCUACGGCACCGACCCUGGGACCCCGAGCAGGGACAACAGCUUCUACUACUCCAGGCAGGGGGGUACUGCCACGCCGCUGGAUCCCCCCGCCAACCACGCCAAGAGUGCACGAGUGUGAAGAAGAUGUGGUUGUCUGUCCCUUGUUUUAUAUGCAAUUUUUAGAUUUAGCUGAUCCAACUCAUAAGACGUGAGCAUGUUGGGGUUUAGUGCCUUGCACAAGGGCAGCAAGGAGCCAAUCAUAGCUACAGGA